Molecule: messenger RNA, 1014 nt
Organism: Penicillium longicatenatum
Lineage: Eukaryota; Fungi; Ascomycota; Eurotiomycetes; Eurotiales; Aspergillaceae
Exons: 1
Coding region: 1-1014 (337 amino acids)
Source: RefSeq, a predicted model, not a curated record
AUGUUCACUCGCUCCGGCAUUUCCCCCAACCCCCACAUUGCAGGAGAGCCUGUCUCUAUGUCUCUUCCUCCGGUUGAGGAAACCGACUCUGUGACCGCCAAUAACAUCCACGCACUGCAUCAGUUUGCUCAGAAGCCUCAUGUCGGCGAGGAGCAUCUGGAAAUCAUGAUAAACAGCUACCCGAAAAACGAGUGGGAUGAUCUCUUAGCUGAGUUGGACACUAUGACUGAUACUGCCCCAUACAAACCCCUUCUUCAAACCGUCGACCCUGCUUGGCUGGUCAACUCUUCUCAACUGGGGCUUUCUCCAGGCUCCGAAACGCCUCCACUGGAUGAACAUAUCUUCUCGGAAAUUCCAUCCAGAGAUGACAGCACCAACUCAGUAACUCCCGACGUGGCGGAAAAUACAGCCAUUGUCAACUCGCUUCCGGGCCCUCUUGAGGUCGCCGAGAGCCAGGUUGUGAUGUUCAACGUGCCACCUCCUCCAUUCGUCGAUUUAAAAACUGCUUUGCUACCGCAAAAAGGUCCAGGAGAGGUGCCUCCACCAAAAUUCAGCAUGCAACAAGCUUAUCCUCUGCUCUACUUCCCUCAACAAUAUCAUUCUCAGCCCAUGUACAGCCAGCAAACUUUCCCACCAUAUGGGCCUGACCCCAAUGCACAGUCGACUAUGGCCACGACGCCUGUAUAUCCCAUCAGCUUCAACUAUACUAUGCCACCAUAUGGAUACGUUUCGCCUCAGUAUCAGCAUCCCUACCAGAUGAUGCCUUCUAUGGGAGCCCCCAUCAACCGACAGCAGUCCUUUGCUGCGUCUACAUCCGUUACGCCAUCACCACCCCAAAAGCCCUCCCCAGAGCUCGUUUCAAACAAAAGAACUUAUUCAUUCAUCAAUGAAAUGGUUCCAAAGAAUUUUGUUGCCAACCCUAAUAAUCACGGCAGAUGGAGGUUCGAUAGACAGGGCAAUCGCGAAUAUCUGAACGGGCCGGCUGCUAAGAGAUCGCGUACCUCCAAGCUCUAA